UCUGUUCCCAUGCCAGAUCCUAAAAAAAUUGGUAAAUAUAUUUCUUAUUUCAUUCCGUUUUUUCCUUGUUCUUAAGAACAUUGACUCAAACGCUAAAAUGCAUGCGCUUUGCUACAAUUCCCCUUUUAAAAAAAUAUAUUUUAACUUCUGACUUCAGAAAUAGUUUCCAGUCAGGAAAAACGUGAUUGUGAUAUGGCAAAAACACACGUAGCCGGUCUGCCUUGAACAAACAAAGUGCAUUGGGAGUUCCGUUGAAAUUUCAAUCCCAUCAUUUAAUAACAUUUAGUUUCGAGUACCAUUGGGUUAGGGAGUCAAAGUAACACACAAUAGCAUUAAUCUGAAAAGGGCUCACCCCUAAAUAAUACUACAAAAUACGACAGCCAAACUUCAAGCUCGUCUCGACGAAAAGCAUUUCAACCAGUCAGAAGUUUUGAAACACUUCUCAUGCGAUUGAAUAGAAAAAUGUCUCCAGAUCUUCAACUGGCAGUGUGUCCUUCUGGAGGAAUAAAACAUCCAAUUUUUUUUUGAUGACCCCUAACGACUACGUUUCGAUAUUUUAAAAUUGGCCUUUUGGAGUUGGUCCUUUACGUGUAAAAAGUUGAGAGAAACGGCAAAUUGCGCAAUGACAUCAUCACGCAACGGCAACGUCAUUUAGCAACUUUUAGCAACAAAUAGCCCGUUUUCAAUGACCCGACCAUCACAAACCAUUCCGUAUGUAGAUGUUGUUCAAUGAAUACCUGCGUGCGGGCAGAUUUUUCUUGCGCAGCUCUUUUCCGGGCAGGGAUGGAUCGUCGCUGAUUUCCAAGAUGAAACCCCACUCAGUGCACUGGCCUCACUUUGCGUACUCUUUGAAAUGUGACAUCAAAAAGCGGUGUGAUUUACGUCACCGUAACGAAAGAGGAUGCAGGACCCGCGUCCCGUUCACACGCGGUUGAAGCGACCUGAGAGAACUCCGCCAUGAGCCAACAAGCUGCUGCUUUGCAGAAUUACAAUAACGAGCUCGUCAAUUGUAUCGAGGACCUCUGCUCCAAGCGGGAAGAGUUAAACCGGCAGAUCAAGCUGGAGGAAGAGGAGAAGGAACGACUGCAGCAUGACAUCCGCGUCUUCUCCGGAAAGCUGAGUAAAGUCAAUGAAAGCCUGGCACAAAGAAUGGCCGCACGCGCCACUUUCGACCGCACCAUUGCCGAGACCGAGGCUGCAUACACUAAGAUCUUAGAGAGCUCCCAAUCUCUGCUGAGCGUCCUGAAGCAUGAGGCCGGAAACCUCAGUAAAGCCUCAGAACCUCGCAAGAAAGAACACUAAUGCAGGGAAGGGGGAUCUUAAACUCAUUCACUCCCACAGACGUUUUUAAACGUCUUUUCAGACUUGGUCUAGAAUUGGCUGGU
This is a messenger RNA of Hippocampus comes (tiger tail seahorse), 1385 nucleotides long. RefSeq names its product Sjoegren syndrome nuclear autoantigen 1. The transcript is spliced from 3 exons. Gene Ontology annotation, biological process: axon extension. Gene Ontology annotation, cellular component: centrosome; axon; ciliary basal body. The coding region runs from base 958 to 1302 and encodes 114 amino acids. Lineage: Eukaryota; Metazoa; Chordata; Actinopteri; Syngnathiformes; Syngnathidae. The record is from RefSeq and is a predicted model, not a curated record.